Gaeumannomyces tritici R3-111a-1 is the source of this 2683-nucleotide messenger RNA. RefSeq lists its product as hypothetical. Lineage: Eukaryota; Fungi; Ascomycota; Sordariomycetes; Magnaporthales; Magnaporthaceae. The transcript has 3 exons. The record is from RefSeq and is a predicted model, not a curated record. The coding region runs from base 1 to 2514 and encodes 837 amino acids. Gene Ontology annotation, biological process: regulation of transcription by RNA polymerase II; anterior/posterior axis specification; embryo development. Gene Ontology annotation, cellular component: nucleus. Gene Ontology annotation, molecular function: DNA-binding transcription factor activity; RNA polymerase II transcription regulatory region sequence-specific DNA binding.
AUGCUCGUGUCCAGGCAAUGCGAAGCUGAGCAAACCCACCACUGGAACUUCUACAAGCCCGUCUCCAGUCCACGCAUGUCGACCCAGUACGACCCCCCGUUGUCGACACAGCCGGACUGGCAAGGCCACUACUCGUCGUUCCUCCCGCCGGGGGACAAUAUCUUUGGGCAGUCGUACGAGAAUGUGGCGAACCCGAGCGCCGGGUCGCAGCACUCGCAGUCGCAGCAGCAGCAGCAGCAGCAGCAGCAGCAGGCCGCGUCGGCCUCGCAGCCACGCACGGCGGUCGGCGUCGAGGGCGCCAGCGGCGACGUGGACGGCGCCGACAGGAAAGUGGGAGCUUACAGCAGCAGACACAGCAGCAGUAGCGUGUCUCCACUAAGCCACCGCCGGAGCCUAGACCCGCUGGGGCUCAGGCAAAAGCAGCCGUCGCCCAUCCCGGAGCAGUCGGAACAGCAGGAGGACCACUAUGUGCACAAGGCGGAUCCCAUCCGGGAGGAGGCUGUUGCAGAGGCUCUGUCGAUAAAAUCCCUCAACCACGCCAUGCAGUCUCCUACCAGCAGCGGACAGCAGCAACAGCAACAACAACAGCAGCAACAGGAGGCCCAAGCAGGCAGUGCCGGCAACAGCGAUAACCAUGCAGCGGCCAAGGAGGAGGAGGACGACGGACUCGACGACGAGGACAUGUUGGAGGGUGAUGGCGACGGAGAGGACGGCGGGGAUGGCUCGUCUCAACCCCAAACGGCAGCCGAGAGGACGGCCCAGCGGAGGAAGAUGAAGCGCUUCAGGCUCACGCACCAACAAACCCGGUUCCUGAUGAGCGAAUUCGCGAAACAGCCGCAUCCCGACGCGGCGCACAGGGAGCGGCUGUCACGGGAGAUCCCCGGCCUGAGCCCAAGGCAGGUCCAAGUCUGGUUUCAGAACCGGCGCGCCAAGAUAAAGAGACUUACGGCCGACGACCGGGACCGCAUGAUCAAGAUGAGGGCCGUCCCGGACGACUUUGACAACGUCCAGGCGCUGCACUCGCCCUACGGCGCCGUGCACGGGCUGGGCACGCCCAUAAGCUCGCCCGUCGACUUUGCCGGCUCGUCGUACGCCGAGCACAUGAUGCGGCCGCUGAUGGUCGACGUCCGACGCCCCGACGGCGGCGACGACCACCUGUCGCCCACGGGCCUCAGCCCGGCCUUUGGCAGCAUCGGCUUCAACCCCUCGGCCGCCGCCAUGGGCAGCUCCGACAUGCUGUCGCCCCUGUCGCCCACGGCCGCGAGCGACCGCUACGGCUACCCGGGCCACCUGUCGUCGCCCCUGAGCGCGACGCCGCGCACGUCGAACCCGUUUGCGCGCCAGGGCAGCCUGGACGCGAGCAUGCAGCUGCACGGCCACCACGCUGCCCAGCAGCACCAGCACCAGCACCAGCAUCAACACCAGCACCAGCACCAGCGCCAGCAGAUCCGGCCGCUCCAGCCGCUGCAGCUGCGCGAGACCAUGUCGCGCUCGCGCUCCGACAACCUGCAGUCGCCGCUGCGGUCCAGCAUGUCGUGGAAGGGCGACUCGAUCGACUAUUCCACCUUCCACCAGGGCGCCACGAGCCCGCAGCGCCACCACUCGCUCUACCAGUCGUCGGCCGACGGCAGCCUCACGGGCUCCUCGACCACGACCCUGGGCAGCGCCGGCUACGAGUCGGGCAGCAACUACUCGGCCACCACGGCCCACUCGCCCACCCACCUCGCCUACCCGGCCUUCCAGUCGGGCGGCCUCCACUCGGGCGCUGCCGCCCAGCAGAGCCGCACCGGCAGGCUACGUGCCGCGUCCGCCUCGAGCACCAUGCAGCCUCUGAGCCUGGACCUGAGGAGCCAGUACCGGGGCCUGCCGCAGUCGUCGCCCUCGUCGUCGCACUCGGCCGGCGGUGCCGGCGCAUCGUCCGGCCAGCGGUCCGCGUCGGGCACCCACCACGUCCUGGGCGGCAAUACUUCGGCAUACUCGAGCUUCCCGUCCGCGCCGCUGACGGCUCCCAUCGACUUUAACCUGUCGCGCGCCUCGACGACGAGCGCGCUGCGGUCCGCCGCCGCCAACAACAUGGCCUCGAGCAGCAGCAGCAGCAGCAACAGCAACAACAACAACACCGCCAGCGCCAACAGUAACAACAACAAUAACAGCUCCGGCGUCGGCAGCAGCAACAACAACAACAACAGCGGCGGCCAGGACUACUCGAUGCCGCAGAUGAGCGCGCCCAUCGCGCCGCCCGGCGACUUCUCGCAGGCCUUCCAGGCCCGGACGCCGAUCCGCGACAGCUUCGGCGGCUCGGGCGCGACCAUCCUGCACCCCCUGGGCGGGGGCGCCGGCAGCACGGCCGGGUCUGGGCCGGACGGCAGGGGGGCCGGCGAAGGCGAGUAUCACCGACACCACCACGGCGGCCACGCCCACGCGCACCACCACCACCAGGAGGGCCCGAAACGAAAGCACAGCUUCAGCACCUCGGCUUCCGGGCCCGGCCCGGCCUUUGGAAGCGCGGCCUGAUCGGACUGUUUUUUCUUGGGUUUGUCUCUCUCUCUCUCUUUUGGCUCCAGGCGGUGUGGAGCCUUUUUGUGAGUGAGCAAAACUUGAAAACGACAGCUGGGAGAAAGAAAAAGCAUCGACAUUAAAUUAUGAGGCGAGACGAGCCAACCACAUCCGGCCAAAAAAAAAA